UGAGAUCAAACACUCACUGCGAUGUUUUCCCCUCCCAGCCCGCAGCAGCAGCAGCAGGCCAUGAUUCCCGAUGUCUGAGGGCAGCAGGGGUGGCUCGCUGGCCUUUGGCCAGGUGGUCAUCGGCCCCCCGGGCUCCGGGAAGACAACCUACUGCCACGCCAUGCGGGAAUUCCUGAGCCGGCUCGGCCGCAGCGUGGCCGUGGUCAACCUGGACCCUGCCAACGAGAGCCUGCCCCGUCCCUGCACCCUGGACAUCGCUGAGCUGGUCACCCUGGCCGAUGUGAUGGCCAGCCUGGGGCUGGGGCCCAACGGGGGGCUCAUCUACUGCAUGGAGUACCUGGAGGCCAACGCCGACUGGCUGCAGGAGCGGCUGCAGGGGCUGCGUGGCCACUACGUCCUGUUCGACUGCCCGGGCCAGGUGGAGCUCUACACCCACCACAGCGCCCUCAAAAACGUCUUUGCACAGCUGGCCAAGUGGAACUUCAGGCUGGCUGCCGUGCACUUGGUGGAUUCCCACUACUGCACAGACCCUGGCAAGUUCAUCUCAGUGCUCUGCACCUCCCUGUCCACCAUGCUGCACGUGGAGCUGCCCCACAUCAACGUCCUGUCCAAGAUGGACCUGAUCGAGCAGUACGGCAAGCUGGCUUUCAACCUGGACUAUUACACCGAGGUCUUGGACCUCUCCUACCUCGUGGACCAUUUGGCCUCCGAUCCUUUCUUCAGGAAUUUCCGCCGUCUCAACGAGAAGCUGGUGGAGGUGAUCCAGGACUACAGCCUGGUGUCCUUCGUGCCACUCAACGUGCAGGACAAGCAGAGCAUGAGGCAGCUGAUGCAGGCUGUGGACAAAGCCAAUGGCUAUUCCUUCGGGGACCAGGAGCAGCGCAGCCUGGAAGCGCUGAUGUCAGCAGCUGUGGGGGCUGAUUUCCACUUCACUUCCACCCUGGCAGUGCAGGAGAAGUAUGUGCAAUCUCAGGACAAAGCCGUGGAAGAGGAGGUGAUGGAUCUGUGACACRCCCUUCCCCAGCUCCUCUGUUCUGACACCUCUCCUUUUCCUUUCUGCAGCUUCAGCUGUGACUCAGAGUAAAGGGAGAGUCACAGGCWCAGUGAUUCUUUCCAGGCAGAGUCUGGACCCGUCCCGGGGUGGGUUUGAUCCCCUGAGCUGCUCAGAACUGAUUUGGCAGAAGGGAGGGAUCUGAGGGUCUUCCCUUGGGAACAGAGAGAUCAACCCAGGGAAGACAGGGACAGCGAGGAAAAGAAGUGACAAAAAUCUCCUCCAUCGUGACCAAGACAGAUGUAGAGAAAUAAAAAUCAGAAUCAGUUGGGGCUGCC
This is a messenger RNA of Malurus melanocephalus (red-backed fairy wren), 1329 nucleotides long. It is a transcript of the gene GPN2, whose product is annotated as GPN-loop GTPase 2. Gene Ontology annotation, cellular component: cytoplasm. Gene Ontology annotation, molecular function: GTPase activity. The record is from RefSeq and is a predicted model, not a curated record. The transcript has 5 exons. The coding region runs from base 71 to 1009 and encodes 312 amino acids. Lineage: Eukaryota; Metazoa; Chordata; Aves; Passeriformes; Maluridae.